Messenger RNA from Cladophialophora bantiana CBS 173.52, 1164 nucleotides. RefSeq lists its product as uncharacterized. Lineage: Eukaryota; Fungi; Ascomycota; Eurotiomycetes; Chaetothyriales; Herpotrichiellaceae. Gene Ontology annotation, biological process: arachidonate metabolic process. Bases 1 to 1164 code for a protein of 387 amino acids. Gene Ontology annotation, cellular component: membrane. The record is from RefSeq and is a predicted model, not a curated record. The transcript has 3 exons.
AUGUCUUCGAAUGGCGAUCCUUCGAGGAUUCCUCCUCCAAAAUCCGGAUCAACCGAUGCUUAUAAUAUUUUGGCCUUGGAUGGUGGCGGUGUGAAGGGGAUAUCGUCGGUGAUUAUCCUCGACAAAAUCGCGAACACCGAGAAAGGCAAACCGACUGAUCUUAGAGACAGAAAGCCUGUUGAUUACUUCGAUCUAGCGGCUGGAACUAGCACCGGCGGGCUUAUUGCCCUGAUGUUAUUUCGCCUCGAGAUGAACUGCCCCGAUGUGAUUGCGCAAUACGAAAACCUGGCCAAGGAGGUCUUCCAGCCGAUGCUUGGAAAAAUUCCUCUCAAUAGCCUUGGAUCUUUCGGGAAUUGGAUUGGGGACAUCUGGCUGAAGCUCAAAGCCGUCGUUGGUCGAUCCCAGUUUUCCCAUCAGCCGCUCGAGAAGGCAAUCGACGCCGUAGUUGGUGGCUUUCCUCUGGACGACGAUGACCGAGCUAGAAAGGGAGAUGCUGUACUCGUCAAAUCGAGUCAAGGACAGAUGUUUAUGUGUGCGACAUUGGCCGAUAGAGGAGAGAGCGUCCUGCUGCGUAAUUAUGAGCCCCCCUUCGCACCGCUUCCGGUUUCCACAGGGGCUAGGACCCUCGAUUUCAAGGCUAUUACCAUCAAAGAAGCGGCUCGCGCAACUUCCGCUGCACCCACAUAUCUCAAGGAGGCCACAAUCCAAAAUUUAAAAUUCUGGGAUGGCGGUCUCCUGAACAACAACCCCAUUGUACAAGCGUGGGAUAAUCGAUUUGACCUCGUCUCGCGCGAUGCUCCAUCUCCUCAAAUUAAAUGUAUCGUGAGCUUGGGAACUACACACCCCGAGUAUGACGCAAACAAACGACCUGGAUCCGGUAUCAUGAGGUUCUUCAACACCAUCACCAAGACGGUCGCUUUUGUGACCAACACUGAAGCCAAGCAUCGUGACUUUGAUCGGAACAUGCGACAACGCAACGAGCGCAACCCGACUAGGAGGACUUCUUAUUAUCGAUUUAAUGCGUCGACAGGGAAGGACGAGAUCGAUCUAGAUGACUAUCUGAAAAUGCCGAAGUUGAAGGAGUACACUGACGUCUAUCUGGAGAAACCAGAGAUAGCCCAAUGGGUCAACGAAUGUGCAGCCUUGCUUGCGAAGAUAAACUAG